GAUUAUUAGUCAACUCGAAUUGAAAUUGGAUGUCGCAACGUCCGGUCACUGGAAGUAAUAAUUCGCCAACAAUAUGUGGUCUUCCAAUUCAUCUGAUAUUUUCGUUCUCUUUCAUUAGAUCUACCGAGUGUGCCCAAAUCUCUCUCAUACCUUUCAGUCGAAGGUGGGCCUAUUGCCGUCUUUAGACUUAAGCCUGCCGGCGGCGUGGGCAACGGCGACGAUGGCAGCUGAGAGCAAUGCCAGUCCUGGCUGCAUCGAGCACAGGGCGUACGCUCGCGUGGGGCUUCUCGGUAACCCCAGUGACGUCUACUUCGGCCGCACCAUCUCCUUCUCGAUCGGCAACUUCUCGGCCUCCGUUCGCCUUGAGCCAUCGGAGAAUCUCGUCAUCCGCCCGCACCCUAAGCAUGACCUCGUCUCCUUUGAUUCGCUGCGCCAUUUGGUAUCUCGGUUGCAAAAUGAAGGAUAUUAUGGAGGCGUGCGCUUACUGAUGGCAAUCUGCAAUGUUUUCUAUAGAUACUGCUCUGAUAAAAAUAUUAAGCUAAAGGAGGGAAAUUUUACAUUGUCCUAUGAGACAAAUAUUCCUCGCCAGGCAGGACUUUCAGGUUCAAGCGCCAUUGUGUGUGCUGCUCUAAACUGCCUCCUUGACUUUUAUAAAGUCAGACAUCUUGUAAGAGUUCAAAUUAGGCCUGAUCUCAUUCUUAGUGCUGAGAGGGAGCUUGGAAUAAUUGCUGGUCUCCAGGAUAGAGUAGCACAGGUUUAUGGGGGUCUUGUUUACAUGGAUUUUAGCAAGGAAAAUAUGGAUAAGCUGGGGCAUGGUGUGUACAUUCCCAUGGACAUCAAACUUCUUCCUCCUCUCCACCUAAUUUAUGCUGAAAAUCCAAGUGACUCUGGGAAGGUGCAUAACACAGUCCGCCGGAGGUGGCUAGAUGGCGAUAAAUUUAUAAUAUCAUCAAUGGAAAAAGUUGCAAAAAUAGCACUAGAUGGUCGUGAAGCUUUGACAAAAAGGAACCACUCUGAACUUGCAAAACUAAUGGAUAGUAAUUUUGAUCUUCGAAGGAAAAUGUUUGGAGAUGAAGUGCUUGGUGCUCUAAAUAUACAGAUGAUUGAGACAGCUAGAAGUGUAGGUGCUGCUGCAAAGUUUACAGGAAGCGGUGGUGCUGUGGUGGCAUUCUGCCCUAAAGGGCCGGAACAAGUCAAGCUUCUUGAGGAUGCUUGCCUGAAGGCUGGUUUUCUCGUGCAGCCCAUUUUAGUUGUCCCCUCUGUUCUUGCAGACGAGGAUCUGGCGAUGAUAUCUUGCUGAUAGCGUCUUGUCAGCUAAUAUUUUUUAGUAUUUUUGCUUUGCUUUGAAGUCUUAAGGUUUGCUUGGGAUUAUUUUUUUUAAAUACAUAUUUAUUUAAUACAUUUGUAACUAUUUUUUAUUUUUAAAACAAAUUUAAUUAUUUUUAAAACACGAAAAAUAACUUGAUCAGGUCAACCCCAUGUUGGUCCUGAUAUACACUAGCACAGCUUCAGUCACGUUUUUUUUGGCCGCAUCUUCGUUGAGACGUAACACAUUUUGUUGAACGUUGUUCGAUUUGUUUGACGUAGAAGGCCGUGGUUCAAAAUACAUGAUUGUAUUUUCCUCUA
This is a messenger RNA of Dendrobium catenatum, 1626 nucleotides long. Its product is annotated as glucuronokinase 1. The coding region runs from base 221 to 1300 and encodes 359 amino acids. Gene Ontology annotation, molecular function: ATP binding. The record is from RefSeq and is a predicted model, not a curated record. The transcript is spliced from 6 exons. NCBI's taxonomy places the organism in Eukaryota, Viridiplantae, Streptophyta, Magnoliopsida, Asparagales, Orchidaceae.